AUGGCGUUUCUGAUGGCAGGAGCUACGGCCACAGCCACAGCCACAGCCACGGCCGGGGGUCACUGCGUGGCCCUGCUGCUGCUGGCCACUCUGGGCCUGGGCCAGCCGCCACACCCCGAGCCGGGCGUCCCAGGCCUGCGGCACAGCUAUGACUGUGGAGUCAAGGGCAUGCAGCUGCUGGUGUUCCCGUCCGAAGGCCGGACCAUUCGCUUCAAGGUGGUGGAUGAAUUCGAGAACCAGUUUGAGGUGAACAACUGCUCCAUCUGCUACCACUGGGUUACAGCCAAGCCCCAGGGGCCUACAGUCUUCUCUGCUGAUUACAAAGGCUGCCACGUGCUGGAGAAGGAUGGGCACUCCCACCUGAAAGUGCUCAUAGAAGCCGUGCUGCCCGAUGGUCGUGUUGGCAUAGCACGAAAUGUCACUCUGGUCUGUCCCAAACCUGAACACACCUGGAUGACUCUGGAUGGCCAACUGGUGCCACCCAGCACAUUCUCACUUUCUACCCCACAUGCCGGUUCCCUCCGCCCCACCGCAGAGCACAGCUUUGCGCUUCCAUCCUCUGCCUCGCCAUCCCUUGGAUCUGGGCCCACACACUCCACCUGGGCUCGUCUGCAUGGAGGCACCUUGGAGCAAUGGGAGGUGGACAAGCCAGAUUACAUAGGUACUAAUCUGACCCCAGAGCGGUGUCAGGGGGACUCUGGGCACAUCCCCUGCGUAGUGAAAAGAAGUUCAAAGGAAGCCUGUCAGCAGGCUGGCUGCUGCUACGAUGACACCAGAGACGUUCCCUGUUACUAUGGCAACACAGCAACUGUCCAGUGCUUCAGAAAUGGCCACUUCGUCCUGGUGGUAUCCCAAGAAACAGCCUUGGCACACAGGAUCACACUGGCCAACGUCCACCUGGCCUACGCCUCCGCCAGCUGCUCCCCAACCCAGCGCACGGGGUCCUUUGUGGUCUUCCACUUCCCUCUCACCCGCUGUGGCACCACAGUCCAGGUGGUUGGCAAUCAGCUCAUCUAUGAGAACCAGCUGGCUUCGGCCAUCGACGUCCAAAGGGGACCACAGGGUUCCAUCACACGGGACGGCACCUUCCGGCUUCAUGUUCGCUGUAUCUUCAAUGCUAGUGACUUCCUGCCCCUCCAGGCAUCUGUCUUCCCGUCCUCUUCACCAGCCUCUGUGACUGAGCCAGGUCCCCUGCGGCUCCAGCUUCGGAUCGCCAAGGACGAGACUUUCCGCUCCUUCUACAAGGACAGGGACUACCCCAUCGUGAGGCUGCUCCUGGAGCCUGUCCCCGUGGAGGUCCGGCUCCUGCAGAGGACAGACCCCAGUCUGGUCCUGGUGCUGCACCGGUGCUGGGCCACCCCCAGCGCCAACCCCUUCCAGCAGCCCCAGUGGCCCAUCCUGUCAGAUGGGUGUCCCUUCGAGGGUGACAACUACAGGACCCAGAUGGUCGCCUUGGACAGCGCUGGGCUGCCUUUCCCGGGACACUACCAGCGCUUCACCGUGGCCACCUUCGCGUUCCUGGAUUCUGGCUCCCAGAGAGCCCUCAGAGGACCGGUCUACUUCUUCUGCAGCGCCUCGGCCUGCACCCCCACAGGGCAGGAGACCUGCUCCUCUACCUGCGGCUCUAGAGCCACGAGACAGCGGCGAUCCUCGAGCCCCCGCAGGGACAUGGCUGAGCCGCAGCACAUCGUGAGCUCUCCAGGGCCAGUGGGCUUUGUGGAUUCUUACAGGAAGGAGGCUACGCUGGGGCCCUCAGGCUCGACCAGGAACUCCAGUCCGAGGCUUCUCCUCUGGGUGGUCCUUUUGCUGGCAGCGGCUGCCCUGGUCCUAGGGAUCAGUGUCUUUGUGGGUCUGCAUCAGACCCAGGCCCAGGGGCUCCAGGAAACAGAGGGUGAACGGGCUCAAUAA
Molecule: messenger RNA, 1908 nt
Organism: Pteronotus mesoamericanus
Lineage: Eukaryota; Metazoa; Chordata; Mammalia; Chiroptera; Mormoopidae
Gene: ZP1
Product: zona pellucida glycoprotein 1
Exons: 12
Coding region: 1-1908 (635 amino acids)
Biological process (GO): prevention of polyspermy; binding of sperm to zona pellucida
Cellular component (GO): egg coat
Molecular function (GO): acrosin binding; structural constituent of egg coat
Source: RefSeq, a predicted model, not a curated record